Molecule: messenger RNA, 1384 nt
Organism: Mobula hypostoma (lesser devil ray)
Lineage: Eukaryota; Metazoa; Chordata; Chondrichthyes; Myliobatiformes; Myliobatidae
Product: keratin, type I cytoskeletal 19-like
Exons: 8
Coding region: 25-1347 (440 amino acids)
Cellular component (GO): cytoskeleton
Molecular function (GO): structural molecule activity
Source: RefSeq, a predicted model, not a curated record
AGCGUGUCCGGGGUCUCCUCAAGCAUGCGGGGAGGCAGUGCGUACGGCUUCGGCCAGAGCCGAGUGUCCAGCAGUCGAGCCUCCAGCUACGGCCUGGGCUCAGCCCUGGGCGCCGGCAUGGGACUGAGCGCCAGCAUGGCGUACGGAUCCGGCGGCGGGUUCGGCGGCGGGUACAGCGGCGGGUUCGGCGGCGGGUUCGGCGGCGGGUUCGGCGGCGGGUACGGCGGCGGAUACAGCAUCUCCUCCUCCGCCUUGGUGAACGAGAAGCAGACCAUGCAGGGCCUGAACGACCGGCUGGCGGCGUAUCUGGAGAAGGUGCGCUUCCUGGAGAAGUCCAACGCCGAACUGGAGCUUCAGAUCCGGGAGUACUACCAACAGGCGGGUCCCACCACCCGCGACUACAGCGAGUACUGGGCCACCAUCAAGGGUCUCCGCGACCAGAUCAACGACUUGAUCCUCGCCAACUCCGGAAUCAUGCUCCAAGUGGACAACUCCAAACUGGCGGCGGAAGACUUCAAGGCCAAGUUUGAAACUGAGUUGUCCAUCAGGAUGUCCGUUGAGAACGAUAUCAAUGGUCUGCGCAUGAUGUUGGAUAACCUCACCCUCGUGAAGAGCCAACUGGAGACCGAGAUUGAGAACCUGAAAGAGGAGCUCAUUUACAUCAGGAAAAACCAUGAAGAUGAGCUCAGGAGCCUGAAGUCCCAGAUGACUGGCAACGUUUCUGUUGAUGUCACAGCUGAAGACUCCGUGGACUUGCUCAAGGUUCUGGCAGAAAUUCGGACGAAGUAUGAAGCCAUGGCCACCCAGAACAAGGCAGACGCCGACGAUUGGUACAAGCAGCAGUUUGCAGCUGUGCAACAGGAGAUCAGCGUCAACACGAGUGCCCUCGAUGGGGAGAAAUCCAGACUGACUGAACUGAGGCACAGCUGUCAGGGGCUGGAGACCGAGCUGAGCACGAUGCAAAGCAUUAUCGCCUCGCUGGAGGGUAACCUGAACGAGGUUGACAUGCGCUUCUCCGGUGAGAGGGCCAAUCUGCAGAUGACCAUCAACGGUCUGGAAGGAGCAUUGGGCGAUCUCCGCGCCAAGAUCCUGUCCAUGAGCCAGGAGUACCAGCAGCUUCUGAACAUAAAGAGCAGACUGGAGGUGGAAAUUGAGACCUAUCGCAGGCUGCUGGGCGGCUCCGGGGGUCAGUCUUCUGGCCAAGUGUCAAGCAGGUCAACUAUACAGAAGACGGUGGUCAAGCAGGAAAGAAAGCCCGUUGUUUCAAGUCAGACCAAGACGUUCACCGUGGUGGAGGAGGUUGUGAACGGCAAAGUGGUUUCUUCUCGUAUGGAGGCGAUAAAUUAAUCAAGAUGGCGUGGGGGCCUUGUAAAACAGCAAGGGG